Stylophora pistillata is the source of this 578-nucleotide messenger RNA. RefSeq lists its product as uncharacterized. The record is from RefSeq and is a predicted model, not a curated record. Lineage: Eukaryota; Metazoa; Cnidaria; Anthozoa; Scleractinia; Pocilloporidae.
AUGUUUGGUUUAAAAAUAACAACUAAAGUAUACUCCCACCUCACUGAAUUACCGAAAAUACGAAACCAAGCGUUGCUGAAGGACAAGGAUUCCUCGACUACCACCUUACCAGUUGUUACAAAUGCCAGUGACCUAAAUAGCAAGAAUGACAACGACUACUUCACCCUUCAUCUGACAAUCGCUGUUUUAGCAGGAUUGUUGUUUAUAGUAUCCAUAAUCCUGUUUGGGGUCUUGAGACUGCAAUGGAAGAACCAACAACAAACAGAUUCAAGAAAUAAAGCUGUUGUAGAGAAUCAACAUGACUUCGAAGAAAGUUUGCCGUUGAAUGUUAUGAAUGUGGAUGCUCAGCUUAGCUUAGCGGCAGGAAAUGAGAGAAACCAAAGUGAACCGUUUUUCCAAUCGGAUGGUGUUUAUACCGAGCUGUGUUCAGAGUCAAUGAUGGCCUCUGAAGACCAUAGAUCCCGAACGUACACUUCCCUCGUGAAAUCAACAGAAGAAGACAGCGACAUCGAAUAUGACAAUCAAAUAUCUGCUCCUGAGUAUGUUAAUGCUUAGGUGAAUUGUUCAUAAGACGGUUA